This is a messenger RNA of Solea solea (common sole), 4583 nucleotides long. RefSeq names its product pikachurin. The transcript is spliced from 25 exons. Gene Ontology annotation, molecular function: protein binding; calcium ion binding. The record is from RefSeq and is a predicted model, not a curated record. Lineage: Eukaryota; Metazoa; Chordata; Actinopteri; Pleuronectiformes; Soleidae. Bases 397 to 3588 code for a protein of 1063 amino acids.
CUUCACUCAUCUGCUGUCGAAGACGCGCGGACGACGCGUAACACGAAAGCGCUCGAGAUUUGUGCGUAAAAACGACCAUUCAGUGGUGUCAGCCGCUGUGGAAAUUACGCGUGGAUUGUCAGGGCAACCGCCAGUCCAUCCUGUGUCAGUCCGCCUGCGCGUCUGUCUGUGCGUGCGUUACUGUGUCAAACCCACUGAUCUUUUGCGGACAGUAAUCUUCUCACUGUCAAACCGUCGUUGCCUUUUCCUCUCGGCCAGUUUUCUUGGAUGGCGUUUGCGCGAAACGAGGAAACUUUUAUCCGCAACCUGCUCGGUUCCAUUUCCAGUCAAAGACGCGUUGGGCUCUGUAAUAAAAUGAACAUUUGACCGUUUCCAAACUUUCGACCUGAAGAAGACAUGGAAUCUACCUGUAAGGAGAGGAGUCUUCUGUGUUUACUGCUCUUUAUAAUGUGCACAGCCAGCGUUUGCUUCUGUGCAAGAAGAUCAAAUGCUCGGAGAUCUGAUCGUCUGAGUCCUCCGUUAGACAUCCAGCUGGAGACAAUCAACUGCACAGCUUUCAGUGUACGAUGGAAGAUGCCACGGCGACAUGUUAGCACCAUCACGGGAUAUAAGGUCUUUUAUACGGAGAUCAGGAAUGGUCAUCCACUGGGUUCAGCAUCGUUGAUGGAGGUGCCGCUCAGCUUAGACAUGCUCACCACAGGACAAUUUGAUGGACAAGCAAGUUUUGAUGUGGACAUCAGUAACCUGAAGGUGAAUUCCAAGUACAGAGUCACUGUUGGGGCUUAUGGCUGGGCAGGAGAGGGACGACCCAGCAUGCCCAGAGACAUCAGCACUGCUUCACAUGACGUGUGCAUGCCACCAUCUCCCCCCACUCAGCCCGUUGUCCUGGCUGUAUCUGACACAGAGCUGGCGUUGUCAUGGCAGCAAGGAGAGAGCGAGGGAAGCUCACCUGUCCUUCACUUCCUGGUGGCGUACAUCAGGCCAGAAAUGGACACGGAGUGGACGUAUAUCCGUGAGCCCAUUGAGACCAACUCCAUGGUUUUGAAGGGUUUGGUGCCGGAGACGGAGUACCAGUUUAUCGUGAGGGCAGUCAACGUUCACGGGGUUAGCCCACCCAGCAACAUCAACAGCCCUGUGCGCACUCUUGGCGCAUCAGAUGUUGGCAGUGGCGAUUAUGGCCCGUACAUCAUAGAUUCUGGGGUCACAGAUAAUGACGGCUUGGACGUUGAUGACUCUGAUUAUGAUAUCUUUAUUGAAGAGUUAAAUCCAUUCCCAGGUGUCGGUCCUGACAACAAGAAAUCCCAGCUCCGCUCUCACUCUGGUCCACCGUCUGGUCGAAAUGUCGUUUACCGUAUGAACACCGUAGCUCCUCCCAGUCCCGCUGCCACCACCAUGUCUGUUUUUCUAGCCUUCACAGACCUGAUCUUUUCAGCCACUUCAGAGCCCAGUACCACCCUCAACCCCACAACCACUGCACCAGCCAUCACUCCCAGCACCACUUUAACCACCCCCACCACCACCACCCCGACCAUGUCCCCAUGGAGAGGCGAAGUGCCUCGGACGUACGACCUGACCUGCGACGACACGGUGUGCCCCCCCGACAGCUUCUGUCUCAGCGACUACGACAGCGGCGGAUCGCGCUGCCACUGCAACCUCGGACGCAGAGGAGACACUUGCUCUGAGGCGGUGUCAGUUAAGUUUCCCAGGUUCCAUGGCUACUCUCACAUGACCUUUGAACCAUUGAAGAACUCUUACCAGAGCUUUCAGAUCACUUUGGAGUUCAAGGCCGACUCUGAGGACGGCUUGUUACUUUACUGUGGAGAGAACGAACAUGGCCGCGGAGACUUUAUCUCCCUGGCCCUGGUGCGAGGGAAGCUUCACUACAGGUUUAACUGUGGCACAGGAGCAGCUCGGAUAGUCAGCGAGAGCCACGUUGUCGUUGGACAGUGGCACACAGUCACUGUGUUCAGGGACGGCAUGAGUGGUUGGCUUCGCGUGGACAACGACACGCCUGUAUCUGGACGCUCACAGGGCCAGUACACGAAGAUCACUUUCCGCUCCCCGCUGUAUGUGGGAGGAUCCCCGAACGCUUAUUGGCUGGUCAGGGUGACGGGGACGAACCGUGGCUUUGUCGGCUGCAUUCAGAGUCUGACCGUCAACAACAAGGUCACCGAUAUCAGACCGUGGCCUCUGGGUAAAGCUCUGAGCGCAGCUGAUAUAGACGACUGCAGUGGCCGCGUGUGUGACCGGGUCAACUGUGCCAACGGCGGCGCGUGCUUUGCAAACCGGGCUGACGGCUUCAUCUGCCUGUGCCCGCUCGGAUUCCGGGGAGAACUUUGUGAAGAGAGUUUCUCACUGUUGUCGCCACUCUUUAACGAGAGCGUGUUUUCGUACGCCGUCCUCCCGUGGCCUCAGUCCUCUCAGAGUUACCUGUCCUUCACGGAGUUCGAGCUGACGUUUCGGCCCUCGGAGCCCAGCGGGGUGCUGCUGUACAGUGAGGACGCAGGCAGUGGAGACUUCCUGGCGAUUAACCUGGUGGACAGAUAUGUGGAGUUCAGAUUUGACUGUGGCUCUGGCGGAGCCAUCAUAAGGAGUGAGGAGCAGAUAAGUCUGGACACGUGGCAUGAGCUGAGGGUUUCUCGCACAGCAAAGAGUGGCAUCCUACAGGUGGACAGUCAGAGGCCGAGGGAGGGAAUAGCUGAGGGAGCGUUCACUCAGAUCAACUGCAGUUCACCUCUUUAUAUUGGAGGAGUAAUGGAAUAUGAAAAAACGAAGAAGAUGUCAGGUGUAACGAAGCCGUUCACUGGAAUCAUUCAGAAGCUGAUCCUGAACGACCGCACCAUCCUGAUAACCACCGGUUCCGCCGGUGGCGUCAAUGUAGCUAAUUCUGCACACCCGUGUGUGGAGAGUCCCUGUGCCAACGGAGGGACGUGCAGACCCAAGUGGGACGAUUACGAGUGUGACUGCGCUCUCGGGUAUGACGGCAGGCACUGCCAGAAAGAGUGUGGGAAUUACUGUUUGAACACUGUGACUGAAGCCAUUGAGAUCCCGCAGUUUAUCGGGCGAAGUUACCUGACCUACGACAACAGAGAUAUCCUUAAAAGGGUUUCCGGGUCCAGGACCAACCUUUUCAUGCGCUUUAAAAGCACAGCGAAGGACGGAUUGUUGCUGUGGAGAGGAGACAGUCCGAUGAGACCCAACAGUGACUUCCUCUCUCUGGGGCUUCAGGACGGUGCUUUAAUCUUCAGUUAUAACCUGGGCAGCGGUGGAGUCAACAUUGUUGUCAACGGGACCUUUAGUGACGGAAAGUGGCACCGAGCCAAAGCUGUGAGGGAUGGCCAGACAGGGAAGCUAACAGUGGACGACUAUGGAGCGAAGACGGGCAGGUCAGCAGGCAAGAUGAGACAACUCAAUAUCAAUGGACCUUUAUACGUAGGUGGAAUGAAAGAGGUUGCUCUUCACACAAACAGACAGUACGUCGGGGGUUUGGUGGGCUGCGUGUCUCACUUCACACUCUCCACUGAUUAUUACUUAGCGCUGGUGGAAGACGCUGCUGACGGCAAGAACAUCAAUACCUGCUCCAAGUAGAACAUAGUAGCUUCCAAAAGAGGUGCGGUAACUCCUUUCAGCACAACCGAGAGGUGAUUCAUCGCCUUGAAAACUGACUUGCCCGCACCAAAAUGAGCGGAAACUCAAACAAUAUCAUUUUGGUAAACCAAUUCAGUGCUGACAGUGUGUGUGUGUGUGUGUGUGAGAAGUUUCAACUCAAACCUAACCAAGUUUGUAAGGUUUGUUUUAACAUUUAACAACUCACUGAUCAGAGGACAAGUACUUUGUGAGUGGAGACAGAAACGAGGGUCUUUGAAAUCUGAAGGACGUUUUUUCACGUGAUGAUUCAAAUUGUACUUUGUUUUUUUUAAAACUGUAAAUCCUUACUUGAUUGCUGGAAGAUCCAAGUGAGCUGAGGGAUCAAGAGUCAUCACAAAUAUUCCACAAACCUGACCCAGAGCAGCCCGCAGAGAUAAACUGCUUUGUAGAGGAUUUUGGUUUUUGAGGAUUUGUGUUUCUGUCGUGACAUUUGUGUUCUUGUUGGUGUCUGUACUGUAGACUAUUGUCUAGUCUUGAUUGAUGUUUUAAAGGCUUCUAGUUUAGUGGAGGCGGUGUGACGAUAUUGUAUUUUUCACUUUCUGUUAGUUUACAUGCCUUUUUUUUCCAUUUUUGGGACACUCAGAUGCUAGUCACACGAGGGUCUGAUGUUGACGCGGGGAAGGAGCCAAAAUCCUGGGGAGAAGUGUGUGUGGGAUUGUGCUGCUGGCUGUUUGAACAAAAGCACAACUCUGUGAACAUCAGCCCUUAUUAGUUCAAUCGCUUUCACACCACAGAAAAUGUGAUCGUCUCAACUAUUUGAGCAUUUUCACGCCUCUGUGCAAAAUUGUCCGCUCUCAUGCUUCCUCAUGCCUAAGCUUUACCCUUUAAAAGGGUCUGUCUGCACAUGUUCUAUCUAUAUACUGUGUUUUAUGAAUUAUAAAGUUGUCAAAUUCAUCACAAAAUCCUGAAAUAAAAUAAAUAAACAGUUAAAUUAA